Drosophila gunungcola (fruit fly) is the source of this 1610-nucleotide messenger RNA. Its product is annotated as protein yellow. Lineage: Eukaryota; Metazoa; Arthropoda; Insecta; Diptera; Drosophilidae. The transcript is spliced from 3 exons. Gene Ontology annotation, cellular component: extracellular region. Bases 85 to 1392 code for a protein of 435 amino acids. The record is from RefSeq and is a predicted model, not a curated record.
UAUGGUUUUUUGGCGUCUGGUAGGUUAGUAUAAUCGCAAGAGCCCUCGAGUAAGGAUCACUCACUGAGCUGAAGAAACCUGAAAAUGUUUAUUUUACCUCUUGUUCUGUGGAUGGCUUCCACAAAUAUUUGCCUGGCCCAGUAUUUUAUUAAUCGGCCCAACCACAACCUUCAGGAGUUCAAGUUUCCCUCAGAAAACAAGGAGCUGCCAAUAGUUUUUGAGUGGAAGAACAUUCAAUAUGGUUUCCCCAGCGAACAGGAAAGGGAGCAAGUGCUCCGAAAUGGUCGCUAUAACCCAGAUAGUCCCAUACCCAUCGAUAUUGAUGUCUAUUACCCACGCAAUGGUGGUCCGGCUCGCCACUUUGUGACAACACCUCGUUUUGGACAGGGAGUUCCCUAUUCUCUGGCCUACGUUACGAAUGUGCAGGGGCGAAAUGGCAGUGAGAUCCAGGCAUACCCCAGUUACCAAUGGCACAGUAGCCAUGGAGCGAACUGCGAUGGCCUGACAUCCGUGUAUCGAGUCCACAUCGAUCCCUGCGGUCGGAUGUGGGUCCUGGACAGUGGCGAAAUAGAGUUUGUGCAGCACUGCGCCCCACAAGUGGUGGUCUUCGACUUGGCCACCGACCAGUUGGUCCAUCGCUAUCGCUUACCCGAAACCUCUUACAAGGCGAAAGUGAGCAGAUUCGUGAACAUCUUAGUGGACACCAGGGAUCCACCGCCCAAGGGACAAUGCAAUGAUGUUUUUGCCUAUCUGGCCGAUCCCACCAGUAAGGCCAUCGUGGUGUACGAUGUGGCAGGUCAAAGUUCGUGGCGCAUUGAGAACAAGUUCACCUAUCCGGAUGCCAAAUUCGGCACCCACACGGUGGCAGGUGAGAGUUUCGAGCUAUUGGAUGGACCUCUGGCCCUGGCAGUGACUCCAUUGGGUCUGGGAAUGCGCCGCCAUCUGAUUUUCCACGCCUUGUCCAACGAACUGGAAUUGGCCAUCCCACUGGAUAUCCUGAAUAAUGCCACAAACUGGCAAAGUGGCUUAAGUGCCUCCCUCUCGGAGUUUGUGUCCCUGGGCAGAAGGGGAGUUCAGUGCGCCUCGCAUGCGAUGAGCAGGCGGGGAAUAUUGUUCUGCGGCUUCCUAGAGCCCAUCGGCAUAUUCGGCUGGGACAUACGAACACCCUACAACCGGCAGAGUGUCCAACUGUUGGCCCUAAAUCCGGAUACCCUGCAGUUUGUGAGCGGAAUGAAGAUUGUGCAGAGACCUGCGGAUGGGCGGGAGGAACUGUGGCUGCUGUCGGACCGGCUGCAGAAGAUAUUUGCCGGAACCAUCGACUACAGGGAAAUCAAUUAUCGGGUGCUGCGAUGCGAUGUGGACGACCUGCUGCAGGGGCGGGGCUGCUUUUAGAACCCAGACCCUUCAGAACUGAGAGGCUGGCUGUGUAAACACUCUUUAAGCCGCCAUAAAAGAUGUCCAUCCAUUAAUCUUGGGACUAUUCGAAAGUGUUUGCUUGGCCGCCACAGGUACACGACCUUUGUCUUUGAUUACGAUUGACCAUCGUAACAUCGUUUUACACUCGGAAAAAUAUUUACAAAUAAAUCAAACUUUAUUGGGAGUUCAAUUCA